AUGGCAAAAGGUGUGGAUACAGAUGAAUUAUCUCAAGUCAUGAAUUCUGACUCUAUUUGCAACUUGAUGGAAGACAAACGGCUUCUUCGAAACCAGCCUAAAGAGCCUUAUGACAUUGAGUCAAGAGACUAUGGAAGAACAUGUAGUGUUUGCAACUCAAAUAUAAUAUCACCAAGAGUUCUUCCAUCUUCAUAUUAUUAUCCCUCUAUGUACAUAUGUAACAGCAGUGAUUGGGACAUUUGUGAGGAACUACGCCUUCGAGAGCUUGAAGAAGCUAAGGCAAGGGCAGCACAAAUGGAGAAGACCAUGCGUUGGUGGUCAGACUGUACUGCCAACUGGCGGGAGAAAUGGAGCAAAGUUAGAGCUGAAAGAAAUAAAGCUUUUGAGGAGGGGAGGCAACUGAAGCUCAAACUUGAAGGAUUAAUGAAGGACCUCAAUGUCCUGAAAAAAAUAAACCAAGGUUUAGUUAGUAGAAAUGAAGAAAUGGAAGCUAAAACUACUUGGAAAAAGAAUUUUGGUUCUUCUGAAAUGUGCUGGAUGAAAGAGGACCAUUUAGGAAAUCUGGAGAAGGAGCCUAUUAAACAUCUACAGAACAACAUUUUGGAGGUAGAAAGUGGCUGUCAGGAAGUGUGUGCAACUUUAGAUCAUCAUGAAAUGAGAAUCAAUCCAGAAAUUAUUGAUUGUGAAGACAAAUCUACUCCAGUUUUAAUGGGGAAAAGCAAAGAUAAGCCAGCCCUUUCUCAUGAUGAUGAAAUAAUUCCUAUAUCAGUGUUCUGUUUGCAUCUCUAUGAAUCACAGAAAAUCUUGCAAAAGGAAAAGAAGAUCCGCUCAUCUCUGGAAAAAGAGAUUGAGAAGGUGAGGUCAGAAAAAUCUCUGUGGAAAUUGAAAUACGAGGAACUGAGAAAGAGCAUGCAGGGAUCAUUAAAGCAGUUUACUGUACAUAAAGAUUUGCAUCAGACUGAGGUGGAAACAACUGUGGAAGAUUUAGAGGAUGCCACUGGAGCCAGGUGCCAAAAGGAUAUAAAGAUCUGGGAGCUACAAGCACAGCUUGAGCGACUACAGUCUGAAAGUGAAUCAGAGUGGGAAAGAAGGAAAAUCCUUGAAACAGAAAAGCAAGAGCUAGACAGAGAGAACGGAAGGCUGAAGACCAAACUGAAAGAUCUGCAAGAUCUUCUUGACAGAAAAAGCAUAAUCCCUGCAGUUCACUUGUGUGGAGAUCUCAUGAACUCGCACGGUGAACCACUACAGGAAAAUACGUCCCAGAACUUUGAGAAUGGAGGCAGAAUGGCAGAUAUACUGCACAAUAUCAUGGACUAUUGA
Molecule: messenger RNA, 1320 nt
Organism: Varanus komodoensis (Komodo dragon)
Lineage: Eukaryota; Metazoa; Chordata; Lepidosauria; Squamata; Varanidae
Gene: CCDC102B
Product: coiled-coil domain containing 102B
Exons: 7
Coding region: 1-1320 (439 amino acids)
Source: RefSeq, a predicted model, not a curated record